Molecule: messenger RNA, 3002 nt
Organism: Erpetoichthys calabaricus (reedfish)
Lineage: Eukaryota; Metazoa; Chordata; Cladistia; Polypteriformes; Polypteridae
Gene: slain1a
Product: SLAIN motif family, member 1a
Exons: 10
Coding region: 230-2116 (628 amino acids)
Biological process (GO): cytoplasmic microtubule organization; positive regulation of microtubule polymerization; microtubule nucleation
Cellular component (GO): microtubule plus-end
Source: RefSeq, a predicted model, not a curated record
CCUCAUUCCUCUUGGCUCGACACUCGGCUUUCUCCUGUCAUUUGCAUUGUGGGUGGAGAAGGGGGCUGGCGCAGCAUCUCGGCGCAACAGUGCCAGCCGGAGCCUGUGUAGAAGAGAGACAGAGCGCAAUGCGUGAAUCUCGGCCAAGAAUUGGGAGACACUGGAAUCAUCGUUUCGGCCACCAUAUUUUGUCAUAUUAGUAAACUUAUUUUUUUCGUAUGAUUCCGAAAUGGAAGCUACGUUGCUAAAGCCGCAAAUGAUGGGGGACGUCAGUUGCAACAAUGGUGCAGUGAAUGCGGAGCUGGAGGUGAAAAAGCUGCAGGAGUUGGUCAGGAAACUGGAGAAGCAGAAUGAGCAACUGAGACACCGGGCCAACGCCGUCAGCAGCUGCACGGUGAGCCCGCAUAUGCUGCAGCCUUCGCCGGCCUGCUUGCUCGGCAGCCCGGGUGGCGGGGGAGUCGUGAGCCCCGUUUUCACGGCGAGUUACUGCAUUCCCAGCCCCGUACCGGCUCUGCUUUGCCCGACGGCUAUUGCAUCCUAUUGCCCUUCCGAGGAGCAGUUUCUCUUCUUCAGUCCGCAUCUUGCACCUGAAUGCAGCGGCUCCAGCGAGCCCACUCUUCUGGACGAAGUGGAAAUAUUAGACCUAAGUGACGGCGAGGAGGACGAGCAAACCUGGUUAUAUGUUUUACCAAAGUCAAAAUUUGCACCACAAAAGAGGAGCCUUAACCCUUUACAGUGGUGCAGGCAAGUGCUGGAUAACUUGCCAUCUGAUGUAGAAGCUGCCAAAAGAUCCCUCUGCUUGAGGCUUGAGCAAGCAAAUCGGUGGAGGAGUCUCUUUCCCAGUCCUGUAUCUCCAGGUUUUUCUUAUAGUCCUGCAUCAGGAAUCAACUCUUACAGCAGUGGUUUUCAGCCUUCCAGCCUCUUUAAAAGCUCUACUAAACAAAUGCUAAGUGAAAAAAGAGCACCGUUGUUUUCAACAAGUCAGUCGCCUCAUCCAUUAACAAGGAUUCCUUCAGGGAAGAAUGGUUCUGAUGGUGCUGCAGACUCCCCUUCCUCUCCCAAGUUGCAAACACUGAGAAGUUUUACAAGCAGAAAUCUUCCUAUUAGUCCACAGUCUUCAAUUGACAGUGAACUGAGCACUUCAGAGUUUGACGAUGAUUCGGUUGCUAUGGGUUAUAAACUGCAAGAUCUUACAGAUGUUCAAAUAAUGGCUCGGCUUCAGGAAGAAAGCCUUCGUCAGGACUAUGCUUCCACCUCUGCUUCUGUAGCACGGCGCAGUUCCAGCUUCUCUUCUUUUCAUCCCGUGAGGAAAGCAGGAAGCAGUGACCUUGAAUUUGAUCAGUGCAGUUUAGACGAUGAUGAAGAAUAUGAUCAUCUUCCACCUCCACAACCUAGGCUUACACGCUGUACUCCUCUUCAGAGAGGACUUUCACAUUCACAGACUUUUUCUAGUUUCCGAGACUGCAGAAGAAGUCCAAGUUCUCAGUAUGUUAAUACAUAUGGAACACAUCAGUAUUCCUCUCCACCUCCACCAGCUUACACUCCUGAAUCACAGCAGAGUUACAAAGCAAAUCCAGGAUCUCCAGCUUGGAUGCAAGCAGAUUAUGAGAAUAAACUUCGACGUAGCAUGCCAAAUCUAGCUCGGGUGCCAAGUACAACUACCCACACAAGCUCUCUGUCCACAGUAAGGAAUAGUCAAAGCUUUGACUCCAAUCUUCAGGGGGCCUCAACUGGUCCAUCGAGGCUUCAGUCUUCAAUUCCUUCUCCAGGUCAGCUGCAACACAGAAUCCACAGUGUAGGAAACUUCCCUCUAUCUCCUAAGCAGCCACUUAAAGCUACAGCCUAUGUUAGUCCAACAGUUCAAGGCACAACAGGAAUGUCUACUUCAGUGAGCCUGCAUUCUAUGUCCAGCAGUGGUAUUCCUCUUCCAAGCAAACCAGUGACACCAACUACUCCAGGACGCAGUGGCCUACCUAGACCAGCAUCAGCAGUUGGUGGAAGCAGUAUACCAAGAAGUAAAAUAGCACAACCGGUGCGAAGUUUACUUCAAGCACCGAAAACAUUAAGUACCCUUAGCUCUGUUCGAGAUGGCAGCUGGCGUGAUGGUUGUUACUGAUGCCGUUUCCAGUACAGAGGAUAUCUUGAUAAUGCCGAGUGUUCAGUGCCCAGCUGGCUGGGUAUUUACUCUACUGUACCACAAAGUGUUCUUCAGGUUGUGAGUAGAUUUGGGACCGGUUUCUAUAAUGAAUUCUGUUGAACUGAUGUAAAAACUCCACACUUAACUGUAUGCAGUGCAAUAAUGCCAAACCCACAGAUGCAGUUUGUUUGAUCUUUACAAGAACAGUAUUUUAGCCAAAAGAUUGUCAUUUUUAAACCAUUUACAGGGAGAACACAAGGUAAUAGUUGACUUAAGGUUUUUUUUAAAAAACUUGAUUUAGAGAAAAGAAUGUCUUUUUUUUUUUUUUAUAUAACUGAUCGGGGAAAAUUUUGUAAUGUGGUACCUCUUGUAAUAGUGCUUUUUAACCAUUUUGGGUUUCUUUCUGUAGUCUGCAUGUCUAUAUUUGGUUGUUACUUCAACACCUUGACACCUCAUGACUAUUCUUAUGUCUAAACUUUCUGUGAUAUUUACAAGUCACACGGAUUAUUUGUAUCCCAGUUUUUGCUCAAGGUAGCACUUACUUAGGUCAUAUUUUCUAGAGGUUACAGCACUUUGGGUUUGAAUUUAUUUUGAUGUACCUAAUCUGAAGUUAAAGUAGCAAUAUCUCACUUUUUCUUGUUUCACUUCAUUUCUAAUGUAUGUAUUUAAUGAAACAUUUAAUUUAUUUUGACAUUCAUCUCAGCACUGUUAAAGCGUAUUGCACUUGUCUUCUCAAAUGACUUGUAUUCUACAGUAAGAUGCAGCUUUUUUUAGAGUGAAAUAAAGUCAUUGUUUUAAUGUGAUUUAUUAAUGUGUCUGGAAUGAGCAAGUUUUAAGAACAAUAAACUUUUUUUAAUUAUAAAGA